AUGGAAGUCUUCACAGAGUAUGCCUAUAAUGAGAGCUUCUUUGAAAAUGGAUCCCAGGACUUCAAUGUUACAGAACAAGGGGGGAAGCACCAGUACAAUUACUACGCCAUGCUUCUCACACUGCUCAUUUUCGUCAUUGUUUUUGGCAAUGUGCUGGUGUGUAUGGCCGUUUCCAGGGAGAAAGCCCUGCAAACUACCACCAACUACCUGAUAGUCAGCUUAGCCGUGGCUGACCUGCUAGUGGCGACUCUUGUAAUGCCAUGGGUGGUGUACCUUGAGGUGGUGGGAGAGUGGCGGUUCAGCACAAUCCAUUGUGACAUCUUUGUCACCCUGGACGUGAUGAUGUGCACAGCAAGCAUACUCAAUCUGUGUGCCAUCAGUAUUGACAGGUAUACAGCAGUAGCCAUGCCUAUGUUAUACAACACACGAUACAGCUCUAAGAGGAGAGUCACAGUCAUGAUUUCUGUGGUGUGGAUUCUGUCUUUUGCUAUAUCAUGUCCACUGCUGUUUGGACUGAAUAAUACUGUCACCCAUGAUGAUGCCCUGUGUGUGAUUGCAAAUCCAGCCUUUGUUGUGUACUCAUCCAUUGUAUCCUUCUACGUACCCUUCAUCAUUACUCUGCUAGUAUACGUGCAGAUCUACGUUGUGCUGCGUAAGAGACGGAAACGCGUCAACACCAAACGCACCUUUCCAGUUACAGACGUGGAAAUGAGCUCCACUUUAAAGGGAAAAUGCACCCACCCUGAUGAAGUGAAACUGUGCACUGUGAUCGUCAAGUCUAGUGGGAAUUUUCCUGUGAACAACAAAAAUGUGGAGGUGGUAAACAAUGGGGAUGACAUCCAAAUGGAUGAAAUCACAAACUUAAACCCUCAAAGACAAAGGAAGCAGGAUCAGUCUGCUGCAAGUCAACAACACAGCAGGCUUGUUAACUCUAAUGUAAGAGAGACUGACAUAUCACCCCCAUCGCCUGAAGGUGGUGUCAAAUCUAAAAGAAAUGGAAACACCAGUAAUAUAACUAAAGUGACCAAAGCCUUUGAGAUCCAGGUCUCGCCCAAUGGCAAGACACAGACAUCGGUCAAAAGUCUGAACAAACGCAAAAUCUCCCAGCAGAAGGAGAAGAAAGCCACUCAAAUGUUAGCUAUCGUCCUUGGUGUAUUUAUCAUCUGCUGGCUGCCGUUCUUUAUUACACACAUUGUGAACACUUACUGCCAAGUCCCUCCUGAACUCUACACUGCAUUUACGUGGUUGGGUUAUGUGAACAGCGCUGUUAAUCCCAUCAUAUACACCACUUUCAACAUCGAGUUUCGCAAAGCUUUCAUUAAGAUUCUUCACUGUUGAGAGCAACUUGUUCAAUGAAGCAAAAGGGAUUGAAACAAUACCUCAUCUGUAGUA
Molecule: messenger RNA, 1392 nt
Organism: Myxocyprinus asiaticus (Chinese sucker)
Lineage: Eukaryota; Metazoa; Chordata; Actinopteri; Cypriniformes; Catostomidae
Product: D(2)-like dopamine receptor
Exons: 8
Coding region: 1-1338 (445 amino acids)
Biological process (GO): adenylate cyclase-inhibiting dopamine receptor signaling pathway; adenylate cyclase-activating adrenergic receptor signaling pathway
Cellular component (GO): presynaptic membrane; glutamatergic synapse
Molecular function (GO): G protein-coupled receptor activity; dopamine neurotransmitter receptor activity, coupled via Gi/Go
Source: RefSeq, a predicted model, not a curated record